ACUAGUUCACCGGUUCACUAGUUCGCGCGGCGACUGUUUGUGUUUGUAUUGCCGUCGUCGUUGCAUUUUGUCUCCGUUAUUGUUUGAAAAGUAUAGUGACUUUUGUGUUUUUUGUCGCACAGAAAAAUGUCAGAACAAAUGUCCGCUCAAGAUGUAAAUACCCAAAAGACUGGGUCACCUGAGAACCACAAGCGAAGGGAUUACCUGCACUGGGAUGACUACUUUAUGGCCACCUCCUUGCUAUCCGCAAAACGAAGCAAGGAUCCCGUGACCCAAGUGGGUGCCUGCAUCGUGGACUCACAAAACCGGAUAGUGGCCAUUGGCUACAAUGGAUUCCCUCGAAACUGCAGCGACGACGAGUUUCCGUGGUCGAAAGCCCAGAAGGGAGCACAGGACUUCAACCCACUGGAGGACAAGAAGAUGUACGUGGUCCAUGCAGAGGCUAAUGCGAUCCUCAAUAGCAACGGAAUGAGAUUGACUGGAACGCGUCUUUAUACCACACUAUUUCCCUGCAACGAAUGCGCUAAACUUAUUAUACAGGUGGGGAUCUCUCAGGUUCUCUAUUUAUCCGACAAGUAUGCAGAAAAACCCAAAUACCGGGCUUCCAAGCGGAUGUUGGAUGCAGUGGGCGUGGCCCACAAACGACACCUUCCCCAGCAAAAAAAGAUCAUCAUUGAUUUUGAAAACUUCCUGGAAGAAGAUCCAAACUCAUCGCUGGGCUUAAACGACCUUCACUUAAAAUAAAUUAAAACAAUUUUUGACUUUAUUUAUAUAAUUUAUUUAAAAGUUGUAAUUUUUAAAGUCAAAGUGACGCUGUUGCUUUAAGCAACUUAUACAAAUCUUGAUUAAAACAAGCGAAUUGAUUUUUAAAUUAUUCAUGCAUAUCUGUUAAGGAAACUAAUUUAAUUAAAAAAUUAAAUAAAAUAGCUUAAAAAACUAAAAAAACAGCAGCUUAAAACAUCAUUUGUUUCGCCCGCAACCACACAAAAAAAUGUCUAACUACUUUACGCAAUGAUUUAGUUAGUUUCAUUUUAACUUUGUAUAUUUAAAGCUAAAUGUUUCAUAUUUAUAUUGCGAUUUUUGUGACUAGUGCAAUAUUUAUAAGAUCGCAUGGUAGCACAAAGAUAGUUCAAACAGAAAUAA
This is a messenger RNA of Drosophila subpulchrella, 1143 nucleotides long. Its product is annotated as probable deoxycytidylate deaminase. Bases 127 to 744 code for a protein of 205 amino acids. The transcript has 3 exons. Gene Ontology annotation, biological process: dTMP biosynthetic process; dUMP biosynthetic process. Gene Ontology annotation, molecular function: zinc ion binding; dCMP deaminase activity. Gene Ontology annotation, cellular component: cytoplasm. Lineage: Eukaryota; Metazoa; Arthropoda; Insecta; Diptera; Drosophilidae. The record is from RefSeq and is a predicted model, not a curated record.